ACGGUCUGUCACUGUGGUCCGUACUGCAUGGUAGACCCAAGACUAUUUUUUUUUGCCCUCCAUCUCCAAGCCCAAAAAAGACACACAUUUCUUCACUGUUAAUUAAAAUCUUUGCUUUUGCUCAGUUCAGUCUUUUGUUUUUCUUUCUCUUUCCAGUCAACGCAGAGUUACACUCUCUCUUUCUCCAGCUCUUGGAAAAUGGAUAGCCAAGAUCCCAGAAAGAACCCUACACACACACCAGGGCAUGAGAGCCAUGGAGUUUAUGUCUGUCACAAAUGUGGGUGGCCCUUUCCAAACCCACAUCCAAGUGCAAGACACAGGCGUGCACACAAGAAGAUCUGUGGAACUCUUGAAGGAUACAAGUUUGUUGACUCCGAGGAGACUCCACUCUCGGCCCUUUCUGACGAUGACCAUGGUUCUGAUGAAGAUCCUAAAACCCCUAGUCCAAAAGGUUGGGAGAGAGGUAUUAAUGAGAAGGGUUGUGGUGGAGUAGGGAGCAGAUCGAAUAGAUCAGAAGAUGAUGUUUUUACGGAUGCUAUUGCCGAAUUUCCUGAAAGCGGAUCCAGUCCGGUGACUAGAGAGCAUACAAGGGAUGUUAAAGAACCAGAAAUUAACUUGGAAAUCAAUAAAGCCACUGCUCAAUCAUCCGAGGAUGGUUCAAUUACUGUUAUCAGCCCACCUCCAAGCAAUUCAGCUGACCACAUCCAAAUGCAAAGUACUGAAGUUCCAGUAAUUAAUCUGUCUGGAAGUGCUCAAGAGUCCCUGGAUCAUGACUCGAAUGCUACGAUUGCCUCCAUGACCAGAUCUUUAACAGAUUGUAGAGGUGAAGAAUCUGACUUUGAGCAUAGCCAUGAUAACGGAAGUUCUGCAUGGGACUCAAUCCCCAUCAAACUUGAAACACAAACAGAUGCAUCACAAGAGAAUAAGAAGAGUGGCACUGUCGAGGAUUUGCCAGAGACUGAUGCAAAAGGAAAUGAAGAAACUAAAUUAGAUGGACAGCUACUGGAUGUAGUGGUUUCAACCGAUGACAAUGCAGAGGAUGCAUCUGUGUCACAGAAGAUGGAGGAUGUAACUUCACAGCCUGUGCCUGCUGCAGAAGUCCUUCAAUUGAAGGAAGGAGGCUAUACUGAUGAUUUAGCCUCUGGAAUGUCUUUAAAUGAUCUCUCCCCUGAAGUUAAUUUGGUUGAACCUGCGCAUUCUUCUAUUUCCACUGCUCAGAUCGAGGGGGAUACUCAAGAAAUCGACUCUGCUGUUUAUGUAAAUUCAGCUGUGAGUUAUGAUAAUAAGGGAGAAGGAAAUGGAAAUAUGCAUGUGCUGAUAGUUCCCAAUGACUUAACUGUAGUUGCUGAUGCUGAGAACAUGGUUAAAGGUUUUAAAGACCUUGAAGGAGGGAAAUUGCCCCAACUUAUGAACAUGGAUUCGUUUGGAGCAUCUAACAAUGUUAAGGAUUCUGACCUUAAGAACAAUCCUCAGGGUUUUAACUCAAGGCCAUUGACUGAGGACACCGAAGUCUCUGCAUCCAAUAUGCAUGUUUUGAAUGAUAACCUUGAACCAAAAGAUGGGACCAGCCAGCAUAUUGUUGAAUUGCCUGGUGAAGCAGAAGCUGAUAUGCCCCAGAGAUCAGAAGUUGGUGUAACAGAUGUUGUGACAGGUGACUUGGAGAAGAGCAUUUCUGUUCACUCUCCUGAAGAAGUUGUACCUUGUGAUCAUUGUGAAACUUCAUCUCUGACGAGUUCUAUAGAGCAUGCUACAAAAGCCACAUCUGAUACUAACAUUGUGGUUGUGCCAAUGGAUGCUGAGGUUAGGCAGACAAACUUAAUUGGCAUGGAUGAUACUGGUAAUGAUGAAAAAGAUAAAAUUAAAAGUUCUGAAGUAGGUGAAAAUGAAAAAAACAAUAGAAAUACAAAGGAGAGUUUUGCAGAAAACAGGAUACCGACUUCUAAACAUGCUAGUAUUCCCUCUGAACAAGCUGAUCAAAGGAACAGUGUACUUGGAGAUGUCAAAGCUGCUGGUCUUGAAGAGGGUAAAAUAGAAAGAUGCAAUGCGUCUGAAAUUGUAACUGAAGGUGAUUCUGUAUCUGGAUUGGGGGAGGAAAAUCUCUUGAGGGAGCCAAAAUCAACACCUGAAUCUGCUGUCAAUGUCGAAUCCUGUUUUACCUCAGAGAAUGAUAUUAAUGUGUGUGAGGGAAAGUUGCCACAACUUGCUAGUAUUCCCUCUGAACAAGCUGAUCAAAGGAACAGCGUACUUGGAGAUGUCAAAGCUGCUGGUCCAGAAGAGGGUAAAAUAGAAAGAUGCAAUGCUGAAGGUGAUUCUGUAUCUGGAUUGGGGGAGGAAAAUCGCUCGAGGGGGCCAAAAACAACACCUGAAUCUGCUGUCAAUGUCGAAUCCUGUUUUACCUCAGAGAAUGAUAUUAAUGUGUGUGAGGGAAAGUUGCCACAACUUGCUAGUAUUCGCUCUGAACAAGCUGAUCAAAGGAACAGCGUACUUGGAGAUGUCAAAGCUGCUGGUCCAGAAGAGGGUAAAAUAGAAAGAUGCAAUGCUGAAGGUGAUUCUGUAUCUGGAUUGGGGGAGGAAAAUCGCUCGAGGGGGCCAAAAACAACACCUGAAUCUGCUGUCAAUGUCGAAUCCUGUUUUACCUCAGAGAAUGAUAUUAAUGUGUGUGAGGGAAAGUUGCCACAACUUGCUAGUAUUCCCUCUGAACAAGCUGAUCAAAGGAACAGCGUACUUGGAGAUGUCAAAGCUGCUGGUCCAGAAGAGGGUAAAAUAGAAAGAUGCAAUGCGUCUGAAAUUGUGACUGAAGGUGAUUCUGUAUCUGGAUUGGGGGAGGAAAAUCCCUUGAGGGGGCCAAAAACAACACCUGAAUCUGCUGUCAAUGUCGAAUCCUGUUUUACCUCAGAGAAUGAUAUUAAUGUGUGUGAGGGCAAGUUGCCACAACAUGAACACACAGAUAUAGGUGGAAUUUUGGAUCCUCAGGAAAGCAGAAAGGAACCUGAAAGCAAUGGUAUGGCCAAUCAACUAGUUGAGCGUGCUGGUGAAGUUAGUGCAGCUGCUGAAUCAUAUAGUGGUGGAGAUGCUGAGGUAUUAUGGAAGUCUUCUGAAGACAAGAUGGUGAGAGAGCCUCUAGUUUCUCGUUCAGAACCUUCAUCUUCCCUUCAAAAUUCUUCCCCUGUUGCAGAUAAUCAGGCCAGAGAUUUUCUUGGAGUUGCAUCUGGGAACACACCUGAGUCUUUGCCUGAUGAAGGUGAUAAUAACUUAGUUACACAACAGGUUGUUGCAUCUGCUACUGACUUUUCAGUUGAUUCAGUUAGCCAAACUGAUAGUUUAGAAGGUCACUGGGGUUCCGUUUCAGUGCUUUCUACCCAAUCGGAUAUACCAGCUAUUCUUGAUGCUGAGCCUUUGCCAUCAAAUGGUUCCCAAGCAUUAUCAGAAGCAGAGAAAGCCACCUUGAAGAAGCCGAUAGCUGCUUCUGAGACAGAACAUGCUGAUAAAUCAGAUAUUUUUGAUCCCCCAUCUUUCAUGACAUUGGUUGAACCUAGAGAUGUGGUUAACCAGAAAGCUGCUGCAUCUGAAAUCCAGACAACAGGGAACCCACAACAGCCAAAAGCUGCUUCUGUACAAGCUGGUUGGUUUCCUUCCGUUACCAAUGUUUUGAAUGAGUCGCAGGGGAGAAAAAAGAACGAAGAGAUUAUUGCCAAGGUCACAAACUGGAGCACCGGGGAACAACACCCUUCUCUGAGGAGCCCACAACAUACUCCUUUAAAGAGCCUUUUAGGCGAGGCAAGUAUGGAAACCAAAUCCAAGGCACUAAAUGCCAAGGAAAUCCUAGUUGAAAAGGAUGGUUCCGCAGCUAAAGAUAACGGUGCUUUGUCUAAAACAGUGAGCUCCAUUCUGGCUCCUCAAGAACCUGUAGGUGAGCCUGCCAUGGUGGAAGAGAAAGCAUGGAGUUCUCCAGCAAGGUAUCCUGCAGAUAUUAAGAGAGAGAAGAGGAAAGUCAGGGGAAGACCAUACUGGGCACAAUUUGUUUGCUGCUCAUCUGUAAAUUAGCAUAGUUAAUGCAUUAGCUAUAUAAUAUAGGAAUGAUGAUGCAUGUGGGAUUUACCCCACCGAACUAGUUAUGUAAAGACUAUAUUAAAUCUGGACAUUGCUAUUGUUUUUUAGUAGAUAUUUUUUAAAUCA
Messenger RNA from Populus nigra (black poplar), 4176 nucleotides. RefSeq lists its product as uncharacterized. The coding region runs from base 199 to 4044 and encodes 1281 amino acids. The transcript has 5 exons. The record is from RefSeq and is a predicted model, not a curated record. NCBI's taxonomy places the organism in Eukaryota, Viridiplantae, Streptophyta, Magnoliopsida, Malpighiales, Salicaceae.